AUGUUUGUGCUCAUUGCCCUGGUAACGCCGAUUCUGUAUGGGAAACCUCUGACCGUGUCAGAGCUGUGCUGUGCGCGCUGGGGAACCUGUUUCUUGCACGACAUGAAACGCGUCUUUCAGCAAAGGGGCAUGUGUGUGCGCACGAUGUUUGUGCUCAUUGCCCUGACGUUUCCUCUACCUCUUCUGUACUUUGGGAACCAGAUCACAGGACUGUUCAGCACAAAGAAACUGAACCUGCCAAUGUUUACAGUCCUGCGAAGGUUCUCCAUCCUGUUUACAAUGUUUGCUGAAGGAUUUUUACUCAAGAAGAAAUUUUCUUGGAGUAUUCAGAUGACAGUAUUUGCAAUGAUAAUUGGUGCGUUUGUAGCUGCUAGUGCUGACUUGGCAUUUGAUUUGGAAGGAUAUAUUUUUAUCCUUAUUAACGAUGCCUUAACAGCUGCAAAUGGUGCCUAUGUAAAACAGAAGCUGGAUUCAAAGGAGCUGGGGAAAUAUGGUCUGCUAUAUUACAAUGCACUGUUUAUGAUACUUCCCACCUUGAUCAUUGCCUAUUUCACCGGAGAUGCGCAAAAGGCAAUGGAGUACAAAGGCUGGGCGGACACACUCUUCGUCGUACAGUUUACGCUGUCGUGUAUAAUGGGGUUUAUUUUGAUGUACUCCACGGUUCUUUGCACUCAGUAUAAUUCUGCUCUUACAACUACAAUAGUUGGCUGCAUUAAGAAUAUUUUAAUAACCUAUAUUGGGAUGGUUUUUGGAGGAGACUAUAUUUUUACAUGGACAAACUUCAUUGGUCUAAAUAUCAGUAUUGCUGGAAGCCUGGUGUAUUCCUAUAUCACUUUUACAGAAGAGCAAAUGAACAAGCCACCUGAAGCUGGCAUCAAGAUGGACAUUAAAGGAAAAAGCUCUGUGUGACCAGGGGAAAUGCUUUUUUGGAAAGCAAACUCUUUUUGUUCAACUGAUCACUGGCAGAAUACAGUAAGAAAUUUGGGGUGUCUGCUAUGGAGUAAUGUUGGUACUCGUAAUUUGCACAAUCUAGAUUGCUGCCUUUAAAAAUUACUGGAAAGAUGCAUUUAAGGAUACAUCUAAUUGAGUGUGAUUAUGAGGAAUUCUUGGGUUUUUAAUUAUGCUGAAAUUGGGCUGUAGAGACAUGCACAGGUGGGGUAAACGUUUGAAUUUCAGAGGAUUGGAUGAAUUUUGGGAGGACUGUACCGUGAACAUCGUUGGCUGUGUUUUUGCUCUGUACGAGAAUCCGUGAUACAUCGUCAGUUACAGCUUAGCCUGCGUCCGAGUUGCGGUUGCGGUGCAGCGAAGAGGUCCUGGGCAGCUAAUUCUGGCAUUAGCUGCGUUCAGCGAUUUGUCCCAGCUCUUCCCCUUGUGCUCAGCGAAAGGCAGGCGCGCGGGGAGGGCCCCGAGCCCUGUCGGAGGAGGGCAGGGAGGGCUCCCGCCCCAUGUAGGAGCAGACCUAGGUCCCGAAACCAGAGAGAUGGUGCCAAGGUGUCGCGGCGCUGC
This is a messenger RNA of Struthio camelus australis, 1506 nucleotides long. NCBI's taxonomy places the organism in Eukaryota, Metazoa, Chordata, Aves, Struthioniformes, Struthionidae. The record is from RefSeq and is a predicted model, not a curated record.